Ziziphus jujuba (common jujube) is the source of this 1883-nucleotide messenger RNA. Its product is annotated as amino acid permease 3. The record is from RefSeq and is a predicted model, not a curated record. NCBI's taxonomy places the organism in Eukaryota, Viridiplantae, Streptophyta, Magnoliopsida, Rosales, Rhamnaceae. Bases 252 to 1793 code for a protein of 513 amino acids. Gene Ontology annotation, cellular component: plasma membrane. The transcript has 8 exons.
UUUGAAACAGAGAAACAAAGCACUAAAAGGGAGGGCCGUGUGUGACACACGGCUGAUUAUGACAUCACUAAUACGCGUCCACAGCCAUUUCUCACCCCAUUAGCUACUCUCUAUCUUCACUUAUAAAAUCCCCCAUACCAAUUUUUUCAACCAUAUUGUAUACCAUCUUUGCCUUCUUCAGAGCCUUAAUAACUGCCUCCUACUCUCUCUGUCUCUAACAAUACCAAUCUGCUAUUUACUUCAAACCCAUCAUGUUGUCCAGGAGUCGAACUCUUCCAAGCAGAAUCCACCAUGGGGCUGUAGAAGAGCGACAUGAUAUCAGGCACUACUUGCAAGUUGAAGCCCAGCCUAAAGCCAAUAGUGAAGCUGAAGCAAUAAUAAAUCCUCAGUCCAACUAUUCCAAGUGCUUCGAUGAUGAUGGCCGUCUCAAAAGAACUGGAACAUUUUGGACGGCCUCAUCGCACAUCAUCACAGCAGUGAUAGGAUCAGGAGUGCUAUCUCUUGCGUGGGCAGUAGCACAGCUUGGUUGGGUUACAGGACCAACUGUCAUGCUCCUUUUUGCCAUUGUCAGUCUCUAUACUUCUAACCUACUGGCUCAGUGCUACAGGGCAGGUGACCCUGUCACGGGCCAGAGAAAUUACACUUACAUGGAUGCUGUCAAGUCCAACUUAGGAGGAAAAAAAGUGGUGCUAUGCGGCUUAAUCCAGUACUUGAAUCUGUUUGGAACUGCCAUUGGCUACACUAUUGCAGCAUCAGUCAGCAUGAUGGCUAUAAAAAGAUCAAACUGUUUUCAUAAAAGUGGAGGCAAAGAUCCAUGCCAUAUGUCAAGCAAUGGCUACAUGAUAACAUUUGGAAUCUCGGAAGUAAUAUUUUCUCAGAUCCAAGAUUUUAGUCAUGUAUCGUGGCUCUCCAUUGUUGCAGCUAUUAUGUCCUUCACGUACUCCACUGUGGGUCUCAGUCUUGGCAUAGGCAAAGUUGCAGGAAAUGGAACCAUCAAAGGAAGCCUGCUGGGUAUCAGCAUAGGAACAGUAACUAAGGCAGGAACAGUCACUCCAACACAGAAGAUGUGGAGGAGUAUGCAAGCACUGGGAGCUAUUGCCUUUGCAUACUCAUUUUCCUUGGUCCUUGUUGAAAUUCAGGACACAAUAAAAUCUCCUCCAGCUGAACAUAAAACAAUGAAGAAGGCAACUUUAUUCAGUGUGGUUGUCACUACAGUGUUCUACAUGCUCUGUGGAUGCUUUGGCUAUGCAGCUUUUGGCGAUGAUUCACCAGGAAACCUCCUGACCGGCUUUGGAUUCUACAACCCCUACUGGCUGCUUGACAUUGCUAAUGUUGCAAUUGUUGUUCACCUCAUCGGUGCAUACCAGGUGUACUGCCAGCCAUUGUUUGCGUUUGUGGAGAAAUGGAGUGCUCAGAAAUGGCCAAAAAGGGACUUCAUAACGGCGGAAUAUGAAAUACCAAUUCCCUUAUGCGGCGUCUACCAAUUCAACUUCUUCAGGUUGGUAUGGAGGACAGUGUUUGUAAUUAUGACGACCCUCAUAGCCAUGCUCUUGCCUUUCUUCAAUGAUGUGGUUGGAAUAAUUGGAGCUUUUGGAUUCUGGCCUCUGACUGUAUAUUUCCCAGUGGAGAUGUACAUUUCACAGAAGAAGAUUGCGAGAUGGAGUAGCAGAUGGGUUGGUCUUCAAAUAAUUAGUAUUACUUGUCUUGCUAUUUCCAUAGCAGCUGCUGUUGGGUCUUUUGCUGGUGUUGCUCUGGAUCUUAAAACUUAUAAGCCUUUCAAAACUAGUUAUUGAGGGAAACCCCCAUUUAUGUAUUCGAAAGCUUUAUACCUAAAUAGAAUUUAAUGGAAUUUCACUAAAUAAGAUGUGUUAAUUAUCGUAAAA